CAGCAAGCCAGGGGAGCGCUUCCCCGCGGGGCUGCCCCGGUGCCCCACACACUCCCAGUUCCAAGGAGCAAGAUGGAGAUGGAUCGCAUGGAGGGCGACUGCGAGGGCAGGGGCGCAUCGUGUGCCCGGCGCAGGGCGGCACCGCUGCCCGGGCCCUGCUCGGCCUGAACGCGCUCGGCACGGGACAGCCCGGCACUCCCGGCUCCGGGGGCUCAGCCCCAAGGGCAGCGCUUGCCACCCGGGCAGCUUCGCAAAGACCUGGGGUAGCCCAGGGCCGGGUGAGACGGGUACCCCCAGCGCGGCUGCCACAGCCAUCCUGCGAGCUCUCCCGCCUUCCAAGGGACUUCCAGCAGGUGGAACCCACUCCUGCUCUGCUGAUCAUGGUCAACAAGACCUUAAAUUACUGGGGUCCCAGUUUUGAGGAGGACGUUAUCAACAUCAACGUGGGGGGUCUGAGGAGGCGGCUCAGCUCCAGCGCCCUCUCCAAGUUCCCCGACACCCGCCUGGGACGGCUGCUCUCCUGCGACUCGGAGGAGUCCAUCCUGCAGCUCUGCGAUGACUACGACGUGAGCGCCAGGGAGUUCUACUUCGACCGAAACCCCGGAUUCUUCCUCUACGUCCUCCACUUCUACCAGACGGGGAAGCUGCACGUCAUGGAGGAGCUGUGCGUCUUCUCCUUCUGCCAGGAGAUCGAGUACUGGGGCAUCAACGAAUUCUUCCUGGACUCCUGCUGCAGCUACCGCUACCACGAGCGCAAGCUGGAGAGCCGGCACCACAACUGGGAUGAGGAGAGCGAGGUGAGCAGCGUGGACACGUCCCCUGAUGAGAUCUCUGACAUCAACCACGACCUGCUGCGCUACAGCACCCUGCGCUGCGGCAACCUGCGCAAGCGCCUCUGGCUCACCAUGGAGAACCCCGGCUACUCCAUCCCCAGCAAACUCUUCAGCUUCGUGUCCAUCAGCGUGGUGCUGGUGUCCAUAGCCACCAUGUGCAUCCACAGCAUGCCCGAGUACCAGGAGGUGGAUGAGAAUGGCAACGUGCACGAUGAGCCCAUCUUGCACAAGCUGGAGUAUUUCUGCAUCUCCUGGUUCACCUUUGAAGUAUCCUCCCGCCUCCUGCUCUCACCCAACCCCAGGAAGUUCUUCAAGCACCCGCUGAACCUGAUUGACAUUGUCUCAGUGUUGCCCUUCUACUUCACCCUCCUGGUGGAUGUGACCAUGGGCAGUGACUCGGAGCUGGGCAACCUGGGCAAGGUGGUGCAGGUGUUUCGGCUCAUGAGGAUAUUCCGGGUGCUGAAGCUGGCUCGGCACUCCACUGGACUGAGGUCACUGGGGGCCACCUUGAAGCACAGCUACAGGGAGGUGGGGAUCCUGCUGCUCUACCUGGCCGUGGGGGUCUCUGUCUUCUCUGGAGUGGCCUACACUGCUGAGAAGGAGGAAGACGUCGGCUUCGACACCAUCCCAGCGUGCUGGUGGUGGGGCACGGUCAGCAUGACCACCGUGGGCUACGGUGACGUGGUGCCCGUCACCGUGGCAGGGAAGCUGGCGGCCUCGGGCUGCAUCCUGGGGGGCAUCCUGGUCGUGGCACUGCCCAUCACCAUCAUCUUCAACAAGUUCUCCCACUUCUACCGCAAGCAGAAGGCGCUGGAGGCGGCCGUGAGGAACAGCGGCAAGAAGGACCCUGAGGAGGCGGGGAGCAUCUCCAGCCGCGACCGAGACUCGGAGGCUCUGAGCGAGACCUCCCUGGACAGGGGCAGCCCCGACCGCCGUGGUCUGACCCCCGGUGCCCAGCCCAGCCCCUGACCCCUCGCACUGCAGCCCUGGGCCAUGUGGGACCUGCCUGCUCACGGUGAGCACGGCACCGGGACACGGCGGAGGAGCCGCGGCUGGCAUCGCCCCUGCCCUGGAGAGGACAGGAGGGGUUGGAGGAGAUGCCCAGUGGGUGCUGGAUGCUUCCUGUGCCUGCCUGGAUGUGUUUCAGCCUUCAGCUUGCUCACCCGUGGCUGAAAAGAGAGGUUGUGGUGCUGGAUAUACCCCUACCAGAAAGGGAGGCAGAAAAUAAGAAAUACAAGUGACCCCUGAUCAGGCACUGCCCCUGUGUAUGGAGAGGGAUUUUCCUCUGCCCUAAUGUUUUGUGUUGUCCAGGGUGAGGUUAAAUAGCUCAAGGAUGAGGCAGCCCUCAACCAGGCUGGCAGCCCUUACAGAUCCUGUGCCAUGUCGACAACUCCAGCCCCAGCCUUGUCCUACCCCCAGCAGGAAACAGGCUCAAAAGGCUCAACUGCCCCUCCAGCCAUAAAGGAAAGGGGCCUAGGAAUGAGUCUGUAUGGGAGGAGAGGCAGUGUCCAGAUCAGGGUGAGCCCCAUGGUCCCCAGCCCCUGCAGUGGGAUCGACUGAACCUCACCUUCUUUGCAUUGCUAGGAUUUAUCUGCUCUCCUGCACCACCACUGCCGGGACCCCCAGGGACCUGGGGCUGUGCUGGGAGUGUGGCACAUGGGGGAGGGACACUGCCCACACACCCAGGGAUGGCCAGGAUGGCAGAAGGAACACUGUCCCCUGAGGCAGCAGCACUCAAAGGGGUCAGGCCGGGGGAACUGAGGAGCCAAUCCCAGUGGGGCUGUCCCCCAAGCCCUGGUCUCCCUUAGCCUUUUAGCCUUUAGGCUUUUUCCCUCCCUCUCUCAGGGCCAGGCAGGGCCAGGAGGGCUGUAAGGAGGGGGUCACACUGCCCCAGGUGUCCUCACAGGGAGCUGAGCUCCUCGGGUGCCGCUGCACUCACUUUCCCUCAGUCAUUCCCUGCAGGGAAAGAUCUGGGGCAGAGGGGACCUUGCACUGCUUUUGUCACCGCAGCCUCUGAGCACCUCACAGCCACGCAGGGAGGUCAGCCUGGAACACCAACCCCCUUCUGCCUGGACCCCCAGCCCACCUGAGCACUUUUGGGCUGCUCCCAGCACGGCAUUAAUUCCCUACAGAGCUUUUCCUUGCCCUCCCAUGCCCGUUCUCUGUUUGGAAAUUGUGCAGCUCUGUGGCACACAGAGGAGUGCACCCAGCAAUGCCUGUUUUGAGCAGGAGAAACGUGCAUCCCACAAUCCCAAACCACCUCAAGCACACGCUAAAGGCUGCAGGAUGACCCCAGGUGCCUGGAUCAUGGGUUUGCUGCUGGUUCUCCUGGCUGGGUUUCAGCACAGCUGCAGUUGCUGGUGCUGGCUCUGCCUGUAGCAAUCUGCUGGUCAUGGGCAAGGAAAGCCAAACCAACACUGGUGCAGGUCCAGCCUUUCUGAGCCCAGUGGGACUCAGGGAGGGUCCCCAAGGAAAGGUGGUGUGGGAUGGGAGGGUGCUCACUUCUGGCAUCAUCAAGUCUUCCAGUACCAACUCCAUGGUCCACUCCAUGCUUAUUCCUGCUGGGAGCUGGGACUGGAGAGCAGCACCCUGUGCUCCAACCAGCUCCUGCUGCACUGUUACUUGAAUACAGGAAGGAGUUUCCCCUCCUCAACAUAAAUAUUCCAGUAGCAAAAUGUAUUCAAAUGUGAAGAGUAAAUUAUAUCUAUUAAUGAAAAAGCAUUAUGCAAAUAAUUAGGAGCAUGUAAAUUAAUUUUCUAUCUAUGCAUGGGAUGCAUACUGUAUAUUUUAUUAAAGACCUCAAUGACCUGC
Molecule: messenger RNA, 3644 nt
Organism: Vidua chalybeata
Lineage: Eukaryota; Metazoa; Chordata; Aves; Passeriformes; Viduidae
Gene: KCNS1
Product: potassium voltage-gated channel modifier subfamily S member 1
Exons: 3
Coding region: 381-1802 (473 amino acids)
Biological process (GO): regulation of delayed rectifier potassium channel activity; protein homooligomerization; potassium ion transmembrane transport
Cellular component (GO): voltage-gated potassium channel complex; membrane
Molecular function (GO): protein binding; delayed rectifier potassium channel activity
Source: RefSeq, a predicted model, not a curated record